UUGGGUCAAUGCCCCGUGCCUCCAAUUUCUCACUGCCGCAAGAAACGCCACAAGAAACUUCAUUCCAAUACUUUUCUCGAAUACUGAGACUCUCGUGUGAACAACGAAAUGUUCGAUCGUACUUGAAAUUAGAAAUCGGCGGAUAUGGACGAAACCGCCGAGACGACGAUGCCUAAUUGGGUCAACGACAGCGCGAAGGUUGCCGGAGAGAGAACCGAUGACUUCGGCGACGAGGAUGAGGAUGAGGAUGAGGACGAGGAAUGCGACGGCGAUGAAGAGGCUUGGAACAUACUCACUCGGAGUUUCCGGCAGGCGCAGACGGUGCUGGACGAAAACCGUGCGUUGAUCGAGGAAGUGAACAGCAACCACGAGUCGAAGAUUCCUGACAACAUGAUGAAGAAUGUUAGCCUCAUGACUCAGAUCCACGGCAACAUCUCCAAGGUUCGCUCUAUCUACUCCGAUUUAUCUGUGAAUUUCUCCAACAUUGUUCGACAGCGCCGCGUCGCCGCCGUGAACCACCGCAAUCGCGAUGGGGACUGUGAAGAGGAUGGAGAUGAGGCGGAGAACCCGGAGGAUGAUUCAACGGAGGACGUGUCGGAGAAAUCGGAGAUGGUUGAAUUGAUAGAUCCAGGAAUGUAUAGAACAUCAUCCACCCGCAGAAAUGAGGAGGCCCUGCGGUACUGUGAAGCAGGGAAGGGGAAAGGGGACAGGACAAGGAUUGAACAUGUAUGUCGUGUUUCACAAUGAUAAAGAUUAUAACGGCCAGUAAUGUCAGCUAUUGCUCAUUGUUUCAUGUCUUUGUUAUUGUUGUUAUUAUUCUUUAUUCCAUUAUGUUGAUGAUGCAUAGAUAGUUCUUGAGGUUAAUGGUUGAUUAUGUCGAUAUCAGUUCAGAAAUCCGCCAUCAAAUAUUUAAGAAGUGCUUCAAUGAAAGCAAAACUAGUUGUUUCUGGGGGGUUUCGUGAAGUGAAUAGUGGCCUUUAAUUUAAAUCAUCUGUUUCUGGACUAUAA
Molecule: messenger RNA, 1008 nt
Organism: Vigna umbellata (rice bean)
Lineage: Eukaryota; Viridiplantae; Streptophyta; Magnoliopsida; Fabales; Fabaceae
Biological process (GO): entrainment of circadian clock; positive regulation of circadian rhythm
Cellular component (GO): nucleus
Source: RefSeq, a predicted model, not a curated record